GUGUAUAGCAACGUUUUGAGCACGACAUUGUGUAUCAAUCCGCGCAUAGAUAAAUAGAGACGAUCUCUCUCAGUACUACCAAAAGAAGAAGAAUAAAUUGACAACAUCUAUCUAGUAAACAUAACUUGAAUCAAACCGGGAUAAAAUAUGUUCAGCGUUAUCUCCAAGUAAGUUCUAUACUGAUAAACUUGGAAGGAUUACACUGCUACUACGUCACCAAUUUGGCAACGGUUGAUUACUUCCCAAGUUCCUUGGUUACCUUCUACCCCACAGUGAACAAAGUACGGCUGGCGUUUUUUCUAGGUGCAUCGAGACCAGACCAAGGACAGCCUUAUUUUCAUUCAACAGUUUUUGUUCCAGGGGGAGUGCGGUCCAGGCAAACACUCAAAGAUGCGCGAGAUUAUGCACAUCCAGGUCGGCCAAUGUGGCAAUCAGAUUGGCUCAAAGGUAAGUGAGAUGGACAGUGUUUAUAAGAAUGGUUCACACUAGUUCGAGAAACUAGGUAUCGGCUUAUACUUAUGCAAGCCUUUUUCUAUCAUGAUUUAUUCGUCAUAUUAUAACACAUUUAAAUCACUUUGGCUCCCUCUAGUGUGUUUAAAAGCUUUUACUGAAUUAGAGAUUAUAAUGUUAUCCCAAGGCACGGAAACUAUUAUUGGCACGAUUAGCAUUGUAAAAAUAACAGAUCGAUACCAAUAGGCUUUUGUAAAAGCCUGGAUGGCAUUAAAUUGACGUGUUGUCAAAUGGUAGAAUGUAUUAAGGUUCUAAGAUUGUAACUAAAGCCCCUAGAAACAGCGUCUAUGACACUGCUUUAAACCCGUAAACAAAAUUUCAAGCAUGUCUAUCGACACUUUAUGCACCAAAAAGUAACGUUGACAUGUGUAGAGAUGACACUUCUGACAGAUGGUGUCGCAUGAAUCAUCCCUGCUUGUCAUUCUCUCACAGUCACCACCAAAGAAACGUCAAUACAGCAGAAACUGUUACAGUUGUGUUGUUUGCAACUGUCACAAAAAAAAUAUGAACCCACUUCACCUUGUCGGCCUGGUUGGUGAUGUUUCUUGUUUUCUUUAUUUAAAAAUAAAAAAAAAAACAUGGUUUGAACCGUUUCAGUUUUGGGAAGUUGUAUCAGACGAACACGGCAUUGACCCAACAGGAAACUAUCAUGGCGACUCGGACCUUCAGCUGGAACGCAUCAAUGUGUACUACAAUGAGGCCGCAGGUACGCUACAUGGCGACGUGUUACUGUUCAAUUUUAAUUGCUUAAAGAGAUCUAACGGAAACAGUUUCGGCUAAAACUUAUUUUUAAGGGGAACACAUUUUCUUAGACUUUGAAACUGAGUCACGAUAUCUUCGCGUAAUUGCCUUUCUUUCAAAAUGUGGUCAUCCGACCAUAAUUUGAGAUGACGAAAGCCUUUGCAUUUCUCGUCCCGCAACCACCACCCAUGAAUGCUAUGCCCCAAUAUGAAUGUCAUUCCCUAAUAUGAUUGCCAGCCAUGUCCCGAUAUGAUUGUCAUGCCCCAAUAUGAAUGCCAUGCCCCAAUAUGAUUGCUAUGCCACAAUAUAAUUGCCAUGCCCCAAUCUGAUUGCCAUGCCCCAAUAUGAUUGCCCUGUCCCAAUACGAUUGCCCUGCCUCAGAUUGAAUACCAUGCCCCAACAUGAAUGGCAUGCCCCAAUUUGAAUACCAUGCCCCAGACUGAAUGCCAUAUUUAUAUGUGAAAGUGAAAUAUAAGCAAAGAUUUGUUUAACAUUCUUAAAACGAUCUCUAAAACGUAUUAAAAGUAAAGAGAUGUUUAAAAUGGUGCUAAGUGAAAGCCUUACAUUGAAAUUGGAUAUUUACCCACCAAAAAAAUUAAUUUCAAGACAAAGAAACUUUCCAAGGUUUACGUACUAGAUAAUAUCUAGAGUCCAAGUAAGUUUAUUCUAACUUAUAGUACACACCUUUAAUCCCGGUACAUGUCUUAAGUCCAAAAAAUUAGUUCUAAGUUUUAUUACACAUCUUAAAUCCUGGCACAUGUCUAAAAUUCCAGCAUAAUUUACUCGUAUGUGUAGUAGGCUACAUACAUACCAUUAGUAACUACAAAAAAAAAGAAGUUGUCCAAAGAUGAAGGUUUAAUCAUUGGCCAACAAACGCCCGUUGUUCAAUGCAAAUUAUGUUCACUUCCUCAGGCGGCCGGUACGUCCCCAGGGCAGCGUUGGUUGACCUUGAGCCAGGGUCCAUUGAUUGGGUCAGGUCUGGUCGCUUCGGCACAAUCUUUCGUCCAGAUAAUUUUGUGUCUGGCAAAGGGGGUGCUGCUAACAAUUGGGCUAAAGGUCAGCAUUGUUGUGUGUCUCAUCCUUUAUUAUUAGCUGGUUACAGAUGGCUGGACUCUCACGUCUGCUGGGUAUGAAAUGUGUCAUGGGAAUUAGCGUGAUGUGGAAGGAUCAAAUGUCAUCUCAAUUCGACUAUUUUAAAAUCUUGGAAGUACAUCAACUCGUGUUCGGCACUUAAAUCUAGACAAUGACACAUCACCGAGAAGAAACUAUAAUAAUUAAACCCUUAAUCCAAACGGUACAGCCACUCAAAUCUGGUUGGAAGAUGGGAGGAAAAAAUGUAUAUAUUUUUUUCUUCUGAGUUUUUCAAAAUAUAGAUUUGUUUUCAGAAUGUUCGUCUAUAUGGGGUUAGGCAAGAAAAAUGAAUCCAUGACAUGUGUUCUUUCUUCCUUGUUCCUAUAAGCUCCUAUGCUCUACCUUCGUCGUUUAUCCCCCAGGUCAUUACACGGACGGCGCAGAGCUGGUAGACAAUAUUAUGGAGAUUGUUCGCAAGGAGUCCGAGCACUGCGACUGUCUGCAGGGCUUCCAGCUGACCCAUUCACUAGGCGGCGGCACUGGAUCCGGUCUUGGCACGCUCAUCAUCAGCAAGGUCCGCGAGGAAUAUCCGGACAGGAUCAUGUGCUCAUACUCGGUCGUUCCGUCCCCAAAAGUAAGAUUUUCACCUUUCUUACACUUGCCUAACUUAGUAUGGUAGAUUUUAGGAACCCGGUUAUAAGUGAUUGUGGUGGAUCAAGAAAAAUGCCUCGGAAUUUUUUUAAUUUUUUGUUUAAAAGGUGAGGUACAUAGCAAGGUGGGGAUGGUAUAGUUGAAUAGACUUUGAAAUUAAAAGCAAGUCUAGAAAACAAAAGGUAUAGAAAAAUCAAGUUAAUGUGUAGUAGUGUAGUAGCUAUGCAAUGUGCACGUUGAAAUAUGACAAUCAAUGUUCGUUGCUAAACAUUGUAAUACCACAUGAUAUUAUGUUGUGUUCGUAAAUGAAUGACCCACUGCCCUAAUGAAUUAUGAAUUUCCCACUACAUUGUUGACUUCCCCCGCUGUCCCUUUGAAUGUCCCACUACAUUGAUGAAUUCCUCACUGGCCUGAUGAAUGUAUCACUGCUUCGAAUCCGCCUGAGAUUAGAAUGUACUUAAUGUCUGAGCUAGUCUUUAAAUUAUCCAUCAAAUGAUUAUGUGAAUAUUUUUCAUUACUUUACUAAAUGACGAUCCACACUGGUCUGAUACCAAAUAAAUUGUCCAUCCAAGGUAUCUGAUACUGUAGUGGAGCCCUAUAACUGCACACUGGCUAUUCAUCUCCUUGUUGAAAACACUGAUGAGACCUACAUCAUCGAUAACGAGGCACUGUACGACAUCUGCUUCCACACACUCCGUCUGUCCACCCCAACCAACGGCGACCUGAACCACCUCGUGUCCGCCACCAUGUCCGGCAUCACGACUUGCCUGCGCUUCCCCGGCCAGCUGAACGCAGACCUCCGUAAACUAGCCGUCAACAUGGUUCCCUUCCCCCGUCUCCACUUCUUCAUGACCGGCUUCGCUCCCCUGACCUCCCGCGGCAGCCAGUGGUACAGGAACCUGACGGUGCCCGAGCUGACGCAGCAGAUGUUCGACGCCAAGAACAUGAUGGCCGCCUGCGAUCCCCGACACGGCCGCUACUUGACAGCGGCGACUGUGUUCAGGGGAAAGAUGUCCAUGAAGGAAGUGGACGAGCAGAUGUUGAACGUUCAAAACAAGAACAGCCGGUACUUCGUGGAGUGGAUUCCCAACAACGUCAAGACGGCCGUUUGUGACAUCCCACCCCGUGGCCUUAAGAUGUCCGCCAUAUUCAUGGGCAACAACACAGCGAUGCAGGAGCCCUUUAAACGGGUGGGUGAACAGUUUUCCGCCAUGUUCCGCAGACGGGCUUUCUUGCACUGGUACACAGGUAGGCAGAUACACACACACACAUAUAUAUAUUUUGUCAUUUAUAAAAUUGGUGGUAGGUAUCUCGUAAUGAGGUUAAGGUAGACAUACCCAUAGCCUUAUGGGUGCAAGAUAAAUCCGGAUGUUAAGUUUAAUGAGCAAACUCUAAAGGAUUUGUGUGAAAAGAUGCACCUGUUUAAAAACAACCUUGACUUUGGAUAACUUAACCUUCAAUGGUCGGUAGUAAAAUAAAGCACACAUUAAUAAUAUUUGAUAUCUAUAUCUAAGUUCAGCAUUAGUUUCGUUGAAGGUAUAAAUGCUACAAUUUCCCUGCUUUACAUAAUUGGCCAAUUUGUAAAAUAUUCAAAUAUAAAAACUAAAACUGUUCUGAAAACUUAAAACUAUACCCCUGCCAGGUGUAGCUAAGGACCAUUGAACUUCUCCCUGCAAGUUGUAGCUAAGGACAUUUGUUCAAAUUUAUAGAGUUUCAAAAGAUGAUCCACCAUUGAAUCACACCACUUGCAAUUUUAUCGUAAAACUUUAAAAUGGAAUCCCCCGUUUCCAAAGACGAUGUUGUAAUCUCGUUGGAAACCAGCGAAGCCUGAGUGUGGUGUUAUAAAACAUUUUAUGUCCAAUCAUCCGUUGCCGUAUUAACCCGUGGCAGGGCCCCUUGGCCUUGAGUUUCUUUGGGCUCCUUUAAAAAUAUGAAAUUUUACAUUACGCACCAAUGCCGUGGCAUUGCUAAAGGUUGCUUGGGACCCCUGCUCUUGGUGGUCCUAGGCUUUUAGCCUAGUCAGCUUUAUGGGUACUUCUGUCGUGCCAUCAGCUUAUUCCUCCACCUUCGCCAUGCGGCUGUUUGAAAAAAAAAUGUUUGUCCUUUUCUUGUAUACUGAAAUCAACAUGAGAUUCAUUUAAUAUCCCAACAGGUGAAGGCAUGGAUGAAAUGGAAUUCACCGAAGCCGAGUCCAACAUGAGCGACUUGGUGUCAGAGUACCAGCAGUAUGAAGAGGCAACAGUUGAGGACGGAAUCAACUUCUACGAGGAGGAGGAGGAGGAGGCGUAAUAAAGAAACCCUCUCGGAUGUCGUGUGGCAUCUUGACCUUUGCCCCCAGUGACCUAUGCCUAUCUCGUGGCUAUUGCUACCAACUGAUGUACAUCACAGAGCCACAGUUAACAUCAACAAAAAUAUAUAUUUUUAUAAAAGAAGAUAAUGAUUCAUAAGAAAUAACAAGCCAUCUGUUACAAUAUUGAAUAGAUUAACGUGGACCUGAACUAGCCCCCCCCCCCCCCCCCAAGAUUGAUCAGAAUAUAGUCUUCAGUGACUGCUUUUGCUAAGCACUUAACUGUCUUUCCAGAAUAUGUCCCUUAGCCAACGUGUUGCCAUUGAAUUAAGUAGUUUUAAGAAACCUGCAUGUGGGAUUUGAGGGGAGAAUUUUCUUUGCAUUUUUUACUUGAGAUUUCUGGUGCUACUAUUAGCAGAGCGAUAUCAAGACACACAUACAGCAUGACGUCUAAUGUCACGCAAUACCACAACAGGAUAACCGAGCCAUCAAAUCCAAUACCACAACAGGAUAACCGAGCCAUCAAAUCCAAUACCACCACAGGAUAACCGAGCCAUCAAAUCCAAUACCACAACAGGAUAACCGAGCCAUCAAAUCCAAUACCACAACAGGAUAACCGAGCCAUCAAAUCCAAUACCACAACAGGAUAACCGAGCCAUCAAAUCCAAUACCACCACAGGAUAACCGAGCACCUGAAUGACUCGAUCCCAUCAUGCAAGUGUUUUGUGCCUAGCUAAUAAAAACCAAAAUAAAUCACUUCCUGUCUGAAACCAACCAAUGUUUAGGAUUUUAUUGGUCAUCAUUUAUUUCUAUUCUUCAAAAUGUCUUGUCUAGUAUAAAAUCAAAUGAAGACCCAAUAAAAAAGAAAAUCAACAUCAUACUCAAAUGUUUUUACAAAUUUAUUGUCGUAAUAAAUCGG
Molecule: messenger RNA, 6179 nt
Organism: Lymnaea stagnalis (great pond snail)
Lineage: Eukaryota; Metazoa; Mollusca; Gastropoda; Lymnaeidae
Source: the annotation of a GenBank genome assembly